Messenger RNA from Malassezia vespertilionis, 1125 nucleotides. RefSeq lists its product as uncharacterized. Gene Ontology annotation, biological process: peptidyl-lysine dimethylation; peptidyl-lysine monomethylation; translation. The transcript has 6 exons. The record is from RefSeq and is a predicted model, not a curated record. NCBI's taxonomy places the organism in Eukaryota, Fungi, Basidiomycota, Malasseziomycetes, Malasseziales, Malasseziaceae. Bases 1 to 1125 code for a protein of 374 amino acids. Gene Ontology annotation, cellular component: ribosome; cytoplasm. Gene Ontology annotation, molecular function: protein-lysine N-methyltransferase activity; structural constituent of ribosome.
AUGGAGGAACUACCCGAGUCGCGCUUGGGCACAAAGGAGCAUUGGGAUGAGGUAUACGAACGCGAAUUUGAUACGUACAAGGUGAUUGGCGAUGAGGGCGAAGUUUGGUUUGGCGAGGAUAGUGUAGAGCGUAUGGUUGAAUACCUGUCUCAGGUGCUGGAAGGUACACACUUGGAUUGCGCGCCGUAUGUGCUUGACCUCGGAACGGGCAAUGGGCAUUUACUGUUCAGCCUAUGGGAGGCUCGUGAAGAUAUGCGAGAUGGAGCGUUGGACAGCGCCAAACUUCUUGGAGUUGAUUAUUCGAAAGCGUCUAUUGAUCUUUGUCGUACGAUUGCCUUACAGCGGGGGAAUGGCUGCGAAACAAUUCAUUUUGACGAAGCCGACUUGCGCGAUGCCGCGAGUAUCAGGCAGCUCGUCGCGGAAGGGAACAGAGGGAGAGGCUGGGAUAUUGUGUGCGAUAAGGGCACACUGGACGCGCCUUUGCAAGGAAAGUUACCCGUGGAUCUCUACAUGGAAGCAGUUACGCAGCUCACACGCGCGCCUGCUGGAGCCGAGAUGGGCGGUAUCUUUUUAAUUACGAGCUGCAAUUUUACGGAAGACGAGUUGGUCAUCCGGUUUGAGCCCGCAGAAGCUGUCGUUGCGUUGCGAACAUUCUUUUCUGUCAUGCCGCUGCACUCGGAUCUGUGCGUGCGGUUGCAAAAUGCUGCGCGGGCCAAGUUGCGGUCCGUGCCGGUAGCAAACACAAAAGCAAAUUUAUGGAUUACUUCCAUUUUGCUGCAACACGGAUUUAUUUACAAUGUGGCACGGGGAACGAUUGCUGGCCCUAGUGCGCAGGAUUGGAACAAGGCGCCUGAUGUGCGGCGGCGACUGUGGGUGGAUCUCAAGUACCGAUCUGAUGACCGUCCUGUGCUUGAAAAUAUGAACUUGGUCAGCAAGCCCUCGCGCCGGCUUUCGAUGUCCAAUGAUGAGCUGUUGCGCUGGGUCACUGGCCGCCGCGCCAAGUUUGUGACACCGCUGCGAGCCGGCGAGAUUGGAAUUAUUGACUGUGGAAAGGAUGGAUGGUUUGAAGCAAAAGAGGCAAUGCGCCGCAAGCUGCAGGGCGAGGUAGUUUGUCGCGUGUCGUAA